Messenger RNA from Cyanistes caeruleus (blue tit), 1475 nucleotides. The record is from RefSeq and is a predicted model, not a curated record. NCBI's taxonomy places the organism in Eukaryota, Metazoa, Chordata, Aves, Passeriformes, Paridae.
UUUUUCCUUACUUUUUUAGGAUGUCAUUGGUCAAGUUUUACCAGAUGCAACGACCACAGCUUUUGAGUAUGAGGAUGAGGAUGGGGAUCGGAUCACGGUCAGGAGCGAUGAGGAGAUGAAGGCCAUGCUGUCCUAUUAUUACUCCACUGUGAUGGAGCAGCAGGUGAAUGGACAGUUGAUAGAGCCUCUCCAGAUCUACCCACGAGCCUGCAAACCUCCCGGGAAACGGAACAUACAUGGCCUCAAGGUGAACACGCGCGCGGGGGCCGCCAACAGCGGCGCCUCGGCCGCCUCCGAGGCCCUCCCCAGCAAUAGCUUAAAAAAGUCCUCAGCAGAGCUGAAGAAAAUCCUUGCCAAUGGCCAGAUGAAUGAACAAGACAUUCGAUACCGAGACAUCCUCGGCCACGGCAACGGAGGCACCGUCUACAAGGCUUACCAUGUCCGGAGUGGAAAAAUCCUGGCAGUGAAGGUGAUACCCUUGGAUAUAACCCUGGAGCUCCAGAAGCAGAUCAUGUCCGAGUUAGAAAUUCUCUACAAGUGCGACUCCUCGUAUAUCAUAGGAUUUUAUGGUGCUUUUUUUGUAGAAAACAGGAUUUCAUUGUGCACAGAGUUCAUGGAUGGGGGAUCUCUGGAUGUUUACAGGAAAAUUCCAGAACACGUUCUCGGGAGGAUAGCAGUGGCUGUUGUGAAAGGCCUGACCUAUUUAUGGAGCCUGAAGAUUUUACACAGAGAUGUGAAACCAUCCAAUAUGUUGGUGAACACCCGUGGCCAGGUGAAGCUCUGUGACUUUGGGGUCAGCACCCAGCUGGUGAAUUCCAUAGCCAAGACGUAUGUCGGAACAAAUGCUUAUAUGGCGCCUGAGAGGAUUUCAGGAGAGCAGUACGGGAUUCACUCGGAUGUUUGGAGCCUGGGGAUUUCCUUCAUGGAGCUUGCUCUUGGGAGGUUUCCAUAUCCUCAGAUUCAGAAAAACCAGGGAUCUUUAAUGCCUCUCCAGUUACUGCAGUGCAUUGUUGAUGAGGAAUCGCCGGUGCUUCCAGCAGGAGAAUUCUCGGAGCCAUUUGUGCACUUCAUCACUCAAUGCAUGAAGAAGCAACCAAAGGAGAGGCCGGCACCUGAAGAUUUAAUGGGCCACCCCUUCGUGGUGCAGUACAACGAUGGCAAUGCCGAGGUUGUGUCCAUGUGGGUGUGCAGGAUGCUGGAGGAGCGGCGAUCCCAGGGACCGCAGUGAGCUCUGCAGCAUCCCAGGAGCUCCUCCCCGACCUGGAUCAUCACCACCCUUGGACUCUGACUUUAUCCAGAUCGUAUUUUACUCCAUUUCCUAGAAGCAUCGACAAAACCAGGAUUAUUUGUUGGCUGCCUUUUCCUCACCGCCGCAUUAAGGGGUUUUCUUGAUUGUUUCUUCUGUUGCUGAGCAGUUUCCAGGUUAUCUCCAGUUAUACUGUACACAGCCUUAAAGCAAGUAUUUUAUAUCUCUA